AUGUCUCCGGAGAAGCGAAAAUAUGAUAUGUUCAGUGAAAUCGAACUCAAAUUGAGAAAUCACCAGGUCACAGUGACCAUUUUCCAAGGAAAUAUCAUCACCCACAGGGUACAUCUCACUCCAAAGCUUGAAGGGAAUAUCCUAAUUUCAAAACAUGCCUCGCGGGAUUGCACCCCGACCCUACUCAUGGCACUCACUGUCUUUGAGCACCAUUUCGCAGCUAAUGGGCUCAUCAUAGAUGGUGGAGAGCAUCGACUCAUGUUGACAAUGGAUCCAUUCAUACCCAAGGUUGCUCGGUCUGAUAGAACCGAAGAAGCGACUAAUUUCGAAAGGGCCCCUAGGAAGCCAUGGGAUGUUCAGCUGCAGCUUCUCAUCUACUGCCGGCCGGGGUUUGAACUCAGAUUUGGACUAAGAGCCAAAGCUCUUUUCCCAAUUCAGCUCUCGAUAUUUCAACUUCACGGCAUAACCGAGCUAGCACCUAAUUCUUCGUGCCGACGAGGAGAAGUUCUGCCCAAGUUCUGCCCGCCGCCAUCACCCACUUGCUCGGGCUUUGAAGUGAUAACAAAUCGGGAUUCCUAUCGGGAUAUACCCAUCUUUUGCCGAAAUAGCAUGCUUUGUAUGAGCAAGCUGCGAUUGACGGGUUACACAACAAACCUUAACCAUUUCGAAGCCUUUCCCAAUCGGAACGGGCAGGUAAGUCGUGCCGCUCUCUUGGGUGUGAGCUUCGAGACUCCCACCGGGAUGACGCAAUUUCCAUCUGGAGGGGUUAAUCAAGGAAGUUGCUACAUUAGACCGUCUCGACUCUUCAUACGAAAACGACAGUCCAUUCCCGGGGGGCGCUGGGAACAUCGGUUUCCUGGGAUGGACUUGAAGCGAAAAGGCGAUGAGGAGUUUGUGAGGGGUUUAGCGGAGUUUGGAGUCAGUCCGGCAAGGGAAAGCUGGAAAUUUGGAGUUCCAUUCCCCGUGGCUUUUGAGCUGCAAUCCAUAUUCGUAGUCUUGUCCGAUGCACUAUACACGAUUCAAGUCCCGGAUCUUUUUCCUGCCUGCCACCCUGCCAAGACCGGGGCGGCCUGCGUGUUGUUGAGGGGGAAAUCCCCACGAUAUCCCAGCCCCGAAAUCUGUUUGAUGGGCAUUUGGAGCCCCCGUUCCGAUGUGAUAUCUGAUUUGCGUCAUUACCUCGCCAGCUCUGACGAGUAUGACGAAUCGAACGACGAGAACCGGGGGCCAUGUUGCACUUCCGACGAACGAUUCGGAUCUCUUCCUGGAAGAUUAUCUCCUAAUCUCCUUUCCACGACUCAAGAUUCACAAUCGCAUCAAGCUAUUCCUGCGCAAGGCGUCCCACUGAUAUUCCUGUCUCACAUACGAGAGAACGGACAAUCGCAAGUUCAAGAAGAUCAAAUUAGGCAAGAGGAGACGGUACCCGAGCAGACAGCCAAGACCAAGAUGUAUCGAGUACAUCGACGUGUCGCCAUGCAAGAUGUACCGUCUACUUCUGAGGCUAUAAACGAGGCCCCCGAACGAUCGAUCAACGUCAUCUUUACCCACACCCUCCUCGAAACAUUGGCACUACAGUACCAUGCCAGGUGGGCGACACCUUCGGUUGCCGCUCUAUAG
Colletotrichum lupini is the source of this 1614-nucleotide messenger RNA. RefSeq lists its product as uncharacterized. Bases 1 to 1614 code for a protein of 537 amino acids. The transcript is spliced from 11 exons. The record is from RefSeq and is a predicted model, not a curated record. NCBI's taxonomy places the organism in Eukaryota, Fungi, Ascomycota, Sordariomycetes, Glomerellales, Glomerellaceae.